Uloborus diversus is the source of this 1893-nucleotide messenger RNA. Its product is annotated as myosin-13-like. The coding region runs from base 1 to 1764 and encodes 587 amino acids. The record is from RefSeq and is a predicted model, not a curated record. The transcript has 18 exons. Lineage: Eukaryota; Metazoa; Arthropoda; Arachnida; Araneae; Uloboridae.
AUGUAUUUGACUAAAGAAAAAGAACUCAUUGAAUUGGAAGAAGUGAAGAAGGCUUUAGUUGAAAAUGUAUCCACAUUGAAAGACAAAUUAGAUGCUGCCAGAAACAACUUUGUGGAUGAAUCUUCAAUCCAUGAGAAAUAUGAACAAAAAUUAGCUUUAUUGAAAAAAAGCUGUGAAUCCAAAGAUACAGAAAUAUUUGUUUUGCAAGAGAGCAUAGCUAAAAUAAGAAAUGAAAUGGAAGCUGUAGUUUUGGAAUUAAAAGAAGUUGCUUCAACUUUAAAUGCAUCCGAAGCUAUUGCAGCAUUGCAUUCACUAAAGGAAGACAUAAAAGAAGCAAAUGGUAGUCUAACUGAUUGUGGAGAUAUAAUAUCGACAAAGGACAGAAAAUCAACAAGGAGCAAUGAAUCUUUUGAAAACAUUGAACUAUCUAGUGCCAUAGUUGCAAAUUUAAGUGAAUUGAAGCUUUAUAUUAACUCUUUGAAACAAGCAGUUUUAUCUUUCAAAGAAAAGAUUACCUUGAAAGAUUUAGAAGCAUCCAAACUUGAGGCAUCCAUAGAUCAUAUGAAAGAAUCCCUUCAUUUGGAAAAAAAUAAGUCAAGAGAAUUAUCAGAGACUCUGAAGAAACAAAACUAUGAAUUUACUAGUCUACAAGAAAAGUUUCUAUUUAAAGACAAAGAAUUGAAUGAACUACAAGAAGUUAAGAAGGAGCUGGAUGAAAAUGUAUCUUCAUUGAAACACAAAUUAGAUGCUGCUUCUAUUCAUAGCGACUUGAUUCUCACCCUUGAAAGGCGUGAAUUAAGCGCAACUGAGAGCUGUAAAGCACUUUCGCAACAGUGUGCCCAAGAAAAAGCUAAAUAUGAGGAACUUGAACAGAAAUUGAGCCAAACAGAAAAGGAAAGCCAAAAAAAACUAGAUAUCUUGUAUGAUUUGAUUGAAGUUCUUGAAAGAUGUGAGUAUAUGUCAUACUGCUCUCAGAAAAAAAAUAUUUUGGAUUCCCAAAUGUAUAAAGAAAACAUAUCUCAUUUGAAAAGAACUGUGGAGUGUCAAGAAAAUGCUACAGAAGAUUUAGAGAAAGCUCUUUGUGAUGUACAGAAACAGUUAAGAGAUCUGCAAAAAUCAUCUCAGGAAAAACUUGAUGACCAGGAGCAGAAGGUAAAACAGCUGAAACAAAAAAAUGAUACCCUCAUGGAAGAAAAUGAAAAAAUGAAGCUAAAACUGGAAGAGCUUAAAAAACAAACUUUGGAACUGCGCAUAGUAGAGGAGGAAAAUAAACAGCUAAAAUCUAAAGUGCUUCAACACGAAUCACAGCCCGAAAGCAGCAAAAGAGUUUUGAAAGAAAGAGGGAAUCGAGAUUAUUCUGUGGAAACUGAUGACGGGAAAGCUGAUGGGGCAAAAAGAAAGUCAAAGAAAACAUCUGUAAGGAAAAAGGGAAGUUCCGAAACAAAGGAAAUAGAAUCAUCAAGAGUGUCAUCUCUUCGCUCUAGGGAAAAUAAAAUUAAUUAUGUGGAAGAGCAACUUGGUGAUUCAGAUGCUGAAGCAUUUGAACCACAAAGGAGAAGAGUUCCAAAGAAAGGAACUUCUGUAGCUUCUCUGCAGGUUAGAAAGAAGAUUGCAGAAGACUCGGAAAAUAUCUCCCCGGUGAGGAAAUUCGCCAAUUAUGUUGGAUCUACGCUUAAAGCAGCAGGAACUAAUGUUGUGAAGAAUAUGCCUAGCCCUCGAAUGACAAGAGGGAAGAAGAAACUGUUUAAUACUGAUGCACAUUGAAGACUUUAUUUAACUGGGCUGUUUUUAUACUUCAUGAAAAUUCCUUUACAGAAUCAUACAUCAUCUAGUGUAUUUGUAGUUUUAUCUUUGUAUUUAUCAUUUGGUUUUAAAUAAAAGCUAUGUAUUUUC